Molecule: messenger RNA, 1071 nt
Organism: Alternaria ventricosa
Lineage: Eukaryota; Fungi; Ascomycota; Dothideomycetes; Pleosporales; Pleosporaceae
Exons: 3
Coding region: 1-1071 (356 amino acids)
Molecular function (GO): protein binding
Source: RefSeq, a predicted model, not a curated record
AUGGCGCCCACUACACGAUCCGGCUGCAAGCGCGCAAGCGGCGAAGCUGUAGACACCAAAGUCACCAAGAAAGCGAAACGUUCGGUCAAGACCGAUGCGAAGCCUGCGAAGAGCGAGGAGCCCGCAAGCGAAGCUCCGCAGUACUUCCGCUUCCUUGAUCUUUCUCCAGAGCUAAGGAACAGAGUCUACGACUACGCCAAAGAGGACGACUCCAACCGCUUCGCCCCACAGCUUGUUCGACAGAACCUCCCAUAUGCUUCGCGCAAAACAUAUGCAGAGCGAACCUGGAAGUUCUUCGCUCUGACUCAAGUUUGCACGCAGAUCCGGGCAGAAUAUCGUCCUCUUUGGGUUCAGCAUCUUCGUGUUGCGUUCAUGUCGACUUACUAUCUUGCGAACUUCCUCGAUACCUUUCUACCAUCUGAGAACGAACCCAAGCAAGCGCCUAAGCUGGUACAGUUCUUGUGGGACCAUGGCCACGAUGACAAGACGAAGUUUGAUCUGACGCGUAUCUUGCGCCUGCACUCGCAUUCCCCAUCAUUUCAAGUCGAAUUCGUUCCUGAGAACGUCGUACUCGGACAGAGUGUUGAUGACGACAUGUGUCACAGUUGUUUCAGGCGAUUUUAUAAGGAGGAACAGGGUCUAGAUCCAGACAGCGACGAUGACGACUGCGACUGUCCAGACUUCGAUAUGAGCAACAGCGAGUGGAAAGAGUUCAAGCACGAGCAGAUGAAGUACACUUCUGAUCUCUCUGUGUUUAUCCAGAACACGACUAAAGCUUGGAUGACGGCGGUGAAAGAGGGCAAGGUGACCGUCACAUGCACUUUCUGCCAGUGGAGCAAGCAUGCCAUGUUCAGAAUUCUCUGCAAGGAUCCGGUUUGUGAGACGACCACCAACUCUCAACCGGCUUGGGAUCUACUCAAGCAGUGGGGCAUUCUCGACCUCCAAGUGAACAAAGCAACGCAGUUCAUCUUGGUAUAUAACGAAGACCAUACCAUGAACCAUGAUGGUUACUUCAUGAGCAACUCAGUCGUGCGUCAGGUUCUCAUCCGCAAAGCGCACUCGGCGAGCUAG